UCUCUCUCAGCAAAGAAACCCAAAGUAACACUCUCACAGCACCUCCUUUUCCGGCAUUUUCUUCACCUCUCAAAUGCUUCAUUCCUGCUCCACAACACACUACCACGACAGUUUGCGAUGAAUUCAAUUUGUACAUUAUUAUACUAUGGCGGAGAGCCUUGCUGUGAUGAUGAGAAGCAGGGAUUGCCGUAUAAAGGGCCAGGUAAAAAGUGCGAGAUUAUUCUGCUAAAUAGUAGCCUGAACACCCUGGAUGGUUUGAAAAGGGAAAUUAUGAAAGAGCUGGAUGUGAACCCUCAGUCGCAUGACAUAACAAUUACUUAUCGUGCUCCUCAUGAAGUCCUCAGUCACCACGUGACAUACAGGCAUGUAUUGAUAAAAGGAAACAAACAUGUUAAGAUCAUGUUUGACAAGAUGAAGUCAACGCCCGAAGUAAAAGAUAUUGAGUUGUAUAUAAGUGUGAAACCUCGUAUGGAAGUUGGAGGGAAAGAAGGGCAAAAAAAAACUUUGGAGGGUGAGGGAUGCAUCAACAACACUAUUGCAAUCAAGUCUGCUCCUUACAAGGUGCAGGACAUGAAACAGAAGUCACUUGUUAUGGAUUGGGAUGAAUACUACAAUCUGUUACCAAAAUUGAUGAUGGCACUUAAAGAUUCAAAUCCAACUACAAAGGUUGAAUGGAACUUCGUUAACAGUCCAGUCCAAGGAAAUGCUUUCUUUCGGCGUGUAUUUUGGGCUUUUGGUCCUUCAAUUGAAGGGUUCAAACAUUGUAGGGCAGUUAUCAGUAUUGAUGCAAUGGUUUUGUAUGGAAAAUACCAAGCCUGGUUGUUGAUUGCAAUGGCAGUUGAUGCUGAAAAUGAAGUUUUUCCACUUGCCUUUGCUAUUGUGGAAGGAGAAUCGUGCGCUAGCUGGUCAUGGUUUUUAUCUUGUAUUAGGUUGUAUGUCACUCAACGCCAAGGGAUUUGUCUCAUAUCUUCCCAACACAAAGGUAUCAUUUCAGCCCUAUCUAAUCCGCUUUUUUGUUGGCGGCCUGAUAAUAUGUUUCAUCGAUUCUGUCUUCGUCACAUAGCAAGCAAUUUCAAUGAAAGGUUUCAUGACAAACAUUUGAUGGAAUUGAUUAUGAAGGCAGGUCAUGCUAAUCAGCUUAGGAAAUUCAAUGCUAUAAUGGAGGCCAUUAGAAAUUAUAAUUCAGAUGCCGGAAAAAGCUUGGAUGAAAUCCCACUUGAAAUGUGGACCUUGGCAUAUGAUGGUGGGCGGCGUUAUGGGGUAAUGACCACUCACUUACCUGCGUGCUUAGAUGUUUUAUUGAAAGGUGCACAGAAUCUGCCUAUAACUGCGAUGGUGCAAUCAAUUUUCAUUAAACUUGCUCAGUACUUCAAUAAUCGCCGCAGUAAGAUUCAAGCUCAACUAAAAGAAGGUCAAUUAUUCAGUAAAUAUGCCAUAAAUAAAUUUGAUAGAUAUGUGGAGAAGUCAAAAAGGCAUACUAUAACAAUCCUUGAUCGGGAGCAUGGUACAUUUCAUAUAUGGAUAUCUAUGAAUCCAGGGAUUGUAAAUAGAGGUAAUGAUUCUCAAGUGGGUUCAGGGUUUGGGUUUGCAAGUAGGGGCAAUCGUUAUCAAGCAGUUAAGUUGGAUGAGAGAACAUGCAGUUGUAGGAAAUGGCAGAUAUUUAAGAUCCCUUGUUCACAUGUAAUUGCAUCUUGUCAUGCUGUGUCACUGAAUGGCCACCAGUUUAUUGAUCCAUGCUACAGAUUGGCAGAACAACUUGCUUGCUAUAAGCCACAAUUUAAUUCAAUACCCAAUGUCCCAUACCGGCGAGAGGCCAAGCUCCCCAAGUUAUACACUAACCCUAGUAUGGCUAGACAACAAAGUUGCCUAAAACCACCACCACUCCGGAAUGAGAUGGAUUACAGGAAAAAUCAACCACCAAAACGCGGAGUGUGCCAUCAAGAAGAACGUAAUCAUAGAAAACGUCCCAAUGUGAACCUUACAGCUUCAAGUUGUGAUUCUUCAACCCAGCAAAAGGAGGGUUCUAGCACUCAAAUUUAGCCGAAAAGAAAUGAAGAAUCUGGACAAGAGGUUGGGACCUUUUCUUGACGUUUUGUUACAAGGCUCAGAAAGUUGGUGCUAAUGUGAAAGGAAAUCUACCUGUGGUGAUCAUGGAUGAAGAUUGCUAGGCUGACCACCAGGUAGUUUGGAAUUGCUAUUUUGAUGUACAAAGUGGAUGAUGAGGACUUUAAGCCCCCCUAGAAAAAAGGCACUGUACCUACUAUCUUUUUGUAAGUAACUAGUACUCCUAUCUUUUUGUAAGAACUGAAAUGA
Quercus lobata is the source of this 2313-nucleotide messenger RNA. RefSeq lists its product as uncharacterized. Bases 118 to 2040 code for a protein of 640 amino acids. The record is from RefSeq and is a predicted model, not a curated record. The transcript has 3 exons. NCBI's taxonomy places the organism in Eukaryota, Viridiplantae, Streptophyta, Magnoliopsida, Fagales, Fagaceae. Gene Ontology annotation, molecular function: zinc ion binding.